This is a messenger RNA of Arctia plantaginis, 1470 nucleotides long. The record is from the annotation of a GenBank genome assembly. NCBI's taxonomy places the organism in Eukaryota, Metazoa, Arthropoda, Insecta, Lepidoptera, Erebidae.
AUGAAGUGCCUGUGUGCGGUUGUGUUGAGCUUACUUUUAGGCAGCUCUUGCGCUGCAGAGUACAAGUUUCCGGAAUGGUUCAAGUUUGGAGCAGCUUCUGCCGCAUACCAAGUGGAAGGAGCUUGGAAUGUCAGUGAUAAAAGCAUAAGCAUUUGGGACCAACUGUUACACAGUCAGCCAGGGCUGGUGAUGGAUGGCACUAACGGCGAUGUAGCAUGUGACUCGUACCACCUGUGGCGACGUGACAUCGAAAUGGCUGAGGAAUUAGGACUGAACAUGUAUAGAUUCUCAAUAUCCUGGCCUCGUUUGCUACCAUCUGGUUUCCCAAAUAUAAUCAGCGAAGAUGGCAAGAGGUACUACAACAACUUGAUCGAUGGUCUACUGGAGAAAGGCAUCGAGCCCGUUGUAACUUUAUACCACUUCGAUCUACCCCAGUCUAUACAGGAUCUAGGUGGUUGGGCGAAUCCCCUAAUUGCCGACUGGUUUGCAGACUACGCAGAUGUAGUAUUCUCCCUUUACGCCGACCGCGUCAAGAUCUGGGUGACCCUCAAUGAACCAAUCAGCAUUUGCGAUGGAGGUUACCAUAAUAUGGAGGCUCCAUAUAUUGAAGACUUGAUGGUUGGAAGAUACCUCUGUAACAAGAACAUUCUUGUAGCCCAUGCAAAGGCUUACCGAGUCUACGAUGAAAUGUAUAAACCAAAAUUUUAUGGAAAGGUGUCAAUGGCAACUCUGUUCUUUUGGUUUGAACCUGAGACUCCUGAAGAUAUAGAAUUGACAGAUUUGGCUAUUGAAUAUUGGGAAGGUCGUUAUGCUCACGCUGUCUUUUCCGAAGAAGGCGGUUGGCCGAAGAAUAUUGAGUUACUAUUACUAAAGAAUGGAUUAGAUGAAAACUACCCACAUCCUAGGCUUCCUCCAUUUACUACUGAAGAAAUUGAACUCGUUAAGGGCACCUACGACUACUACGGCCUGAAUCAUUAUACUACACGGUUGGUACAUAAAGUGAAACCAGGAGAACAACAAGGUACAUGGCCUUACUACGGAGCUGAGGAGCUCAAGAUCAACAUGGUCAGCGAUCCUUCGUGGAAGUCAUCCGUUUUGGAUUGGUUCCCGAUAUAUCCUGAAGGUCUUCGGAAGCAGCUGCACUGGCUCACCGCGAAGUAUGACGUCAAGGAGAUCAUCAUCAUGGAGAACGGUUUAAUGUCUUUUGAUUCUACCCUUAAUGACACUGCAAGGUUGGAAUACGUCAGGGAUAAUUUGGAACAGGUUGCAUUGGCGAUAAAUGAUGGAAUCCCUGUUACUGGGUACACAGCGUGGACGAUGAUGGAUAACUUUGAGUGGCUUAGUGGAUACAGUGUGAAAUACGGGCUGUAUGCCGUUGACUUCAACCAUCCCAAUCGAACCCGCACUCAACGAAACUCAGCGCGCUUCUAUGCAAACGUGACGAAGACCCGGACACUGGUCACUUCUUAG